Impatiens glandulifera is the source of this 1699-nucleotide messenger RNA. RefSeq names its product tubby-like F-box protein 10. The record is from RefSeq and is a predicted model, not a curated record. The transcript is spliced from 5 exons. Bases 269 to 1561 code for a protein of 430 amino acids. Gene Ontology annotation, molecular function: protein binding. Lineage: Eukaryota; Viridiplantae; Streptophyta; Magnoliopsida; Ericales; Balsaminaceae.
UUGAACCAAAUUUAAUAUUUCUUUGGCGUCCGCAUGUGUGUGUGUGUGAGAGAGAGAAGAGAAAGAGAGAGGUGGAGAAGAUGAUACAUGUCUGACCAGAGUCCAGAAGACUCUUGUGAUCUUCUUCAUUUGGACUUGACUCGCAUUUAGUACAAAGAAGAAGAAGAAGAAGGAUUGGAGGAUUUCUUUCGAAUUGGAUACGUACAUACACAAUUUUGCGUCUGCAGAUUUUCUUCCAUAAGAUUGGAAGAGCAACGGAAAAAGAUCAAUGUCUUUCCGAGGCAUAGUUCGUGAAUUGAGAGAUAGCCUUGGAAGUUUGUCCAGGCGAAGUUUCGAUGUUCGUGUAUCCACUAAUGACAGCAAGGGGAAAUCUCAGGACGAUCAGCCUCUGGUGAUUCAAAGUAGUCGAUGGGCAAACCUUCCUCAAGAACUAUUGUUCGACAUAGUUAAGAGGUUGGAAGAAAGCGAGAGCAAUUGGCCAGCUAGAAAACAUGUCGUUGCUUGUGCUUCUGUUUGUAGUUCGUGGAGGUUUAUGUGCAAAGAAAUUGUUAAAGGUCCAGAACUCUGUGGGAGGCUUACAUUUCCAGUCUCUUUGAAGCAGCCAGGGCCUCGUGAUGGGACUAUUCAGUGCUUCAUCAAACGAGACAAGUCCAAUUUGUCCUACCAUCUUUUCUUAUGUCUUAGCCCUUCAUUACUUGUUGAAAAUGGGAAAUUCCUUCUAUCGGCUAAAAGAACACGCAGAACUACUUAUACAGAGUACAUAAUUUCCAUGGACGCAGAUCAUAUCUCGAGAUCAAGCAACACAUACAUCGGAAAAUUGAGGUCGAAUUUUCUCGGAACCAAAUUCGUUAUAUACGACACUCAACCUCCAUCGGCUUGCACGAAUAUCCCCCCUCCCGGGCGAUCAAGCCGUAGAUUCUACUCAAAGAAAGUCUCUCCCAAACUCCCUUCGGGUAACUACAACAUAGCCCAAAUCGCAUACGAGCUCAACGUUCUCGGGACUCGGGGCCCACGUAGGAUGAACUGCAUGAUGCAUUCAAUUCCCAUUUCGUCCCUAGAAGCCAAAGGCUCCGUCCCUGGAAAGCCCGAGCUUCUCCAGCGCCCUCUCGAGGACUCUUUCCGAAGCAUCUCGUUCGCGAAAUCAUUCGACAAUUCUGCCGAUUUCGCAAGCUCCAGAUUCUCCGAAAUCGACAGUCGGAUAGGAAUCGAAACAGAGGAGGAAGGGAAGAUCCCACCGUUGGUUUUGAAGAACAAAGCACCUAGGUGGCACGAGCAGUUGCAGUGUUGGUGCUUGAAUUUUAGGGGGCGCGUGACUGUUGCGUCGGUUAAGAACUUUCAGUUGAUAGCUUCGAUUCCGGGUAGCAGCAGCAGCAUUAGCCAAUUGGCUUCUUCUGGACAGGGGCAGGGGCAUGGGCAUGGUCAGGAUCAAGAUAAAAUAAUCCUACAGUUUGGGAAGGUUGGUAAAGAUAUGUUUACAAUGGAUUAUAGGUAUCCACUUUCUGCAUUUCAGGCCUUUGCUAUUUGUUUGAGCAGCUUUGACACCAAAUUGGCUUGUGAAUAACUUAGUUCUCUUUAUUCAAUAACUUGUUUUUAUUGUUGUUGUUCAACAUAUUUUAUCAUCAUGUAUUUUUAGCUAACUAGUAUCUCGUCACCAACUUAAUUAUGUAUAAUUAUAAUUUCUGCUCUAAUUCCCCCUUCA